UUGAAUACCACCCAAUUUGAGAGAUUCACGAAUUUUUUCUUUUUCUUUUUUUUUUUUUUUUUUCCUUUUUUUUACUUGUUUAUUCAUUUUUUUUUUUCCCCUUUUUUCACUUGCGAAACGAAAUAUUCAAGAGACGAUUCAUCUCGGCCAAUUAAAGCUCGCACAUGUAAUAGCACAAAUAACAAGAACAACAAAAAUAAUAAUAAUUAUAAAAAGCAUAGUGUUAAAAAAAGUGUCGAGCGCUGCAACUCUAUGGGAGUCGGUUCUCUUCGGACGUUUUUCCUCGAUUUCGAGGAAAAUUGAAAAAUCGUUCCUCAACGACGAAUCGGAAACAGCAGAAGCGGGUUAAGCCAGUGCUCGUGUUCUGCGUAAAAGGUCCAAAAGCUUCGAAAGUCCAGCAGGGGGUAACGAGGGAAGUAAUUGCGAGCAAUGGCCUCAGCGGCAGCGGAGCUGGUGGCAGAGCGGGAGCCAGAACCACGGAGUGACUUGGUCGUUGACGCGAACCGCAGCUUCGUGGGGGCCGAAGGCCUAGUGCGCAUGGCCCUCGACCAAUACACCGUCAUCCUGACCGCAGUCUCGGACCCAAGGGUCAGCGAAUGGCCGCUCAUGGACUCGCCUCUGCCAACCCUCAUAAUCGUCCUUCUCUACUUGUACAAUGUCACUCUGCUGGGGCCCAGGCUCAUGACCAACCGCAAACCCUUUCAGCUCAGAAACGUCCUCAUCGCGUACAACGCCUUUCAAGUUAUUUUCUCCCUUGGAAUGCUUUACGAGCACUUAAUGUCCGGAUGGUUGCUGGACUACAGUUACAAGUGCCAGCCGGUUGACUACUCGCACAACCCAUCGGCCCUGCGGAUGGCCAAUCUUUGCUGGUGGUAUUUCAUUAGCAAGUUUACCGAGUUUGCUGAUACGAUAUUUUUCGUAAUGCGAAAAAAGGACAGCCAAGUGACAUUCCUGCAUCUGUAUCAUCACUCGUUGACGCCCCUCGAGACCUGGAUAUGCGUAAAGUUCAUAGCCGGGGGCCACGGCACCCUCGGCAACCUCAUCAACAACGUGGUACAUGUGGUUAUGUACACGUACUACAUGCUCGCCGCUGCCGGACCCGAGUACCAAAAGUACCUUUGGUGGAAGAAGCACUUGACUACCAUGCAGAUGGUGCAAUUUUUCCUAGUGUUCGUCCACAGCGCCCAAGCCUUGGUGUUCGACUGCGGCUACCCGAGGCUUGUCGCAUUCCUGCUACUUCUCCACUCUGCCAUAUUCUUCGUCCUCUUCUACGAUUUCUACCUACAAGCUUACCGCCGAAAGCACAGACCCGCAGCGGUGGCUGACAAGCUCAAGCCCGAGUGAGCGGACGUCGACGCGAUGAGAUGCAAUCGAAAGGAAGAUCAUGGCAAUCAGUAGGACCAGUUCAAUCAUCUGAUGUACACGCAAAUUUAUUUAUUUAUUACAUUGCGUAUGUAGGUAUACUUAAGUAUAUGGCCAUGUACCUACCUACCCACGCGUAAUAAUGUGUAGCACUUCAUUGCAAGGGACUAGAGGCAGAGAUUCAAUACAAAGGAGCGGCAUUACAUGCUUAGUGUAACAUCAACGAAAUCUACUUACUGACUGAAAUAAAAUUUUAAAGAUUAUGUUUAACCACUGCUGCUGGUGUUGUCACGUGCUACAUGUUAAUAAUACGCAAUUAUGUAUGGUUGACUCAUCAACAUUUACUCGACUUUCCUUCACACAUUAAUAUUAUUAUUAUUAUUAUUAUUAUUAUUAUCAUCAUCAUCAUCAUAAUUAUUUUGUAUUUUUUUUUAUAAGCUCGCGUGAAAUCUAGUCCUCGUGCCGGCGCGAAAUGCGGUUUUCUAUAUGCUACCGUCCUCGUCCUCGUAAGGCCCUUACAACUUUGGCUGUCAUGUAAGGUAUACGCGUCAGAGAGCUCACGCGCGAAUCUUUUCCAUUUGUACUGCGCUUUUU
Messenger RNA from Copidosoma floridanum, 1956 nucleotides. Its product is annotated as very long chain fatty acid elongase AAEL008004. Gene Ontology annotation, biological process: sphingolipid biosynthetic process; fatty acid elongation, saturated fatty acid; very long-chain fatty acid biosynthetic process. Gene Ontology annotation, molecular function: fatty acid elongase activity. Gene Ontology annotation, cellular component: endoplasmic reticulum membrane. Lineage: Eukaryota; Metazoa; Arthropoda; Insecta; Hymenoptera; Encyrtidae. The record is from RefSeq and is a predicted model, not a curated record.